Messenger RNA from Dermatophagoides pteronyssinus (European house dust mite), 967 nucleotides. RefSeq names its product ADP-ribosylation factor-like protein 8 (gene Arl8). The record is from RefSeq and is a predicted model, not a curated record. Gene Ontology annotation, cellular component: lysosomal membrane. NCBI's taxonomy places the organism in Eukaryota, Metazoa, Arthropoda, Arachnida, Sarcoptiformes, Pyroglyphidae. Gene Ontology annotation, biological process: anterograde axonal transport; protein transport. Gene Ontology annotation, molecular function: GTP binding; GTPase activity.
AUUCUUUCAACAUUAUUUGUUUGUUUUGUUGCUCACACACAAACCGAAUCAACGAAAUUUCAAUUACAAAAACAAAACAUCUGUUUUAAUUUACGGUUAUCAUUCAAAUACGAUUAGAAUUCCAUUUUUUAGAAUUAAACGUUCCAAUUUUAGUUAAUCUUUUCCAAUUUUUUUCGUUGUCUCAUAAUAGAAAUACGCCCAUUUCAUAAAUAUUUCGUGUUUUGGUGUUUCUUUGCUUGCUUGCUGGCUCCCGAAUAAAAUCAACCCGCCAAAUUGAUCUAGUUGUCAUCACAUUUAUCUUGGAAGAAAAGAUCAAAAAUUAAAGAAACAACAUCGUUAUCAUUAACAUUGUCAUUAACAAACAACAAAACAGCACAGAAUGUUUGCCAUAUUUCAACGUUUUCUUGAUUGGCUUCGUAGCCUAUUCUGGAAAGAAGAGCUUGAAUUAACACUAGUCGGCCUACAAUAUUCGGGCAAAACAACAUUUGUUAGUGUAAUUGCUUCUGGUCAAUUUUCCGAAGAUAUGAUACCAACAGUUGGAUUUAAUAUGAGAAAAGUUACCAAAGGAAAUGUUUCAAUUAAAAUCUGGGAUAUUGGUGGACAGCCAAGAUUUCGUUCAAUGUGGGAAAAAUAUUGUCGUGGUGUACAGGCAAUAAUUUAUAUGGUUGAUGCUGCCGAUCAUAGUAAAAUUGAAGCAUCGAAAACUGAAUUACAUGGAUUAUUAUCAAAACCACAAUUGGAAGGUAUUCCUGUUCUAGUACUUGGCAAUAAAAAAGAUUUACCUGGUGCAUUGGAUGAAAAACAAUUGAUUGAUGAAAUGGAUCUUGGAUCGAUUCCAGAUCGUGAAAUUUGUUGCUAUUCAAUAUCCUGUAAAGAUAAAACUAAUAUCGAUAUCACUUUACAAUGGUUGAUUAAUCAUUCAAAAUCAUCACGAUAAAUCGAAAUUUAUUUAUUCAUUGUUGUUACA